AAGAGGAACUUAAACUUUAUCCACUCGCACAGACCUGCUGUAUGUUCAGGAUGAUUUGGAUUUAUCAGACUUUUUAUUUCAUUUUCUUAUUUGCUUCAGUUUACAGCGGUAAGUCAAUAUAUAAUUCCUAAGAUUGGUAUAGAGUAACACAAGUCUUCUAGGAAGGAGCGGUUAAAAAGAGUAAUAUUCAAAAUGAUCUGAAUAUGUAUUUGUACAUGGAGUGAAAUGAGGUAGAGCUACAGAGCAGCAUGAUUUUGGAAGGGGAGCACAUAUUGGUAUAAGCAACCUGGUCCCAAAAGAGUGGGGUUGCACUGUAUUAAGUCUGGGUAACUCAAAGGGGAGUGGAAGUUUCUAAUCUUUUGAUUCUGACUAUUAGGGAUGGAAGUUUUUAGUAGGCUUUGCUGACAGUGAUUAGUGUCAGUGCUGAAGUCUGCAGUGACUGUGUUUUUCAACGUCAGUAUGCGUUAAUGAUUUACUUUGGCUAGCAGAAGUAAACUACAAAAACUCACAUUGCAUUUCCCUGAAAUUCCGUGUGCCAGAAGAUUAUAACCAAUGCCCAACAGAGUUUGUUUAGUAAUAUGUUAAGCAUUUUCUCAGUGGACAAUGAGAUAAUUAACUUUUUUUUUUUUUUUUUUUUUUUUUUUUUUUUUAGCAAAGUCUGUUUGACUACUGUAGUGUUAUUUCAGAAAUAUUUUACCUGGAUUGAAAUUUAAGAAGACUAAGAUCUUAGAAAAUUUUUGAGGAUCCAGAUAUUUUUAAAGUUCAAAUUUCAUAUUAAUAAAAGACUAACUUAAAAAAAUAUUAGCAGAUUUAGCAAACAUUGCCAGUAAUUUGUUACUUUGUCAAUUUUUUGUUGAUAAAUUUUACAUUGUUGCAGUAGACACUGAAUUUCUUAGUACAGAUUAUAAACGUAUUUACCAAAAAAAUCUUCUUGCAGUAUUUUAAAAUUGUAAAAUCCAAUAUGUUCUUUGCAUUUGUUUUAAUCUUACAUAGCUUUUGAUACAAUAUACUAUCUUUAUAGUGACAGAUUAAGAAGUUAGAUGAAAUCUUUUCAGUUGGGUUUCUUUUCAGUCUGUAAAAAUAGAAAAUUUCCUCUUCAUCUUUUAGCUCAGAAAGAGAACUUCUGUAGAUCCAAUAAUAAAAAUUAAUGUAUUUUCUACCAACUGACAGGGACAAAUACAAGGAGUGUGUGCGCUCCUCUCUGAAGCCAGUCCUCUUGUGCUUUAACAUCGAGAUCUGAGUAAUUCCAUGAUUUAGAAAGACAAGAUGUGGUUGCCAGUUAGAUAUCUUCGUGUCAUUGACAAAGCCAUGCAGUGUGAACAGAUUUAAUUACAGAGAAUUCAGUAUGGGAUUCACAAGAUAUUCCUGCAGAUCCAAGGUGGUAAUCCAGCAUAUUUUGGUUCUGGUUGAUUCCUGAGAGUGCUCUUGUAGCACUAUAUUCUUAUUUAUUUAUUUGUUUGUCCUGUAGCAAGUUGGACAGGGUUCAAGGCAAGUUGAAAGGAAGGAAGUUUAUAAAAAGCUGAGAACCACUGAAAUAGUUUCACACAUGGCACUAGCUAGGAAUCUGACCUCAAAAAACCCCCCAACAAUUGGACUACCUUCUUGUAUUUUCUAACUCCUUUUGCCAUCUGUACAUCCUUCUCCUGAUUUUCCUCUUAAUGGCUCCCUGUACCUGUCUCCCUUGGAAAAUGCUUUUGCUGCUCCUUAGAUCUGCUGUGAAGGAUCAUCACCUCAAGGCCUAUCCUAAUCCUAGGGCAUCUGCCACCACUCAAGCUGCUUUCCUACAGCCUUGAGAAUGGGGCGAGAGACACCAGAGGGUUUCUGUUUUACCAGGGUGGAGAGCAGGAAUGAUACUCUGGGAGGAGCUGUGCCACUCCCCCCGCUUGCUUUCUUUUCCUGCCAUAGGGGUCUACUCCUGCAAAAAAAUGAAUGUGUGACGCAGAUCUAUGAAAAUACUUACUUUCAAGGAGGAGACCUCACUACGGUUUUCACACCAAGUGCCAAUUACUGUCAAAUAGUUUGUACUUACCAUCCUACCUGCCUGUUCUUCACAUAUUUGCCAGUGACAUGGACUAAAGAUCCUGCACAGAGGUUCUCCUGCUACUUAAAAGACAGUGAUACUGAAAUGCUACCAAAAGUGAAGAUGGAAGGAGCUUUUUCUGGACAUUCUUUAAAACAAUGCAACAUCAAAAUUAGUGCUUGCAGUCCAGAUGUCUACGUAGGAUUGGAUAUGCAAGGGGUAAAUUAUGACGUUAGUGUGGCUGACAGCUAUCAACAGUGCCAAAAAAGAUGCACCAAUGACAAACGCUGUCAUUUUUUUACAUACGCCCCAGGAACAUAUCACGAUGCAAGCUUUCGUGAAAAAUGCUUCUUGAAACAUACCAGUUUAGGAACUCCAACCAGCAUAAGGGUGCUUGAUGAGGUUGUGUCUGGAUUCUCCUUAAAGCCAUGUCAGCUUUCUGAAUUAGAUUGUCAAAUGGACAUUUUUGAACACGAAGAAUUUUCAGGAACGAAUGUCACAAGUUUUUUCACUCCAGACACUUUUGCCUGCCAAACUAUUUGUACUUAUUUUCCAAACUGCUUGUUCUUUACAUUCUUCACCAAGGAAUGGCAAAUAGAAUCCCAAAGAAAUCUUUGCCUCCUGAAAACAUCAAGAAGUGGAAUACCAGAGGCACUUACGUUACGAGAAAAUGCUAUUUCAGGUUUUGGUCUCCUAAAUUGCAGAAGACACUUUCCUGCCUGCAAUUCUCGCACUUACGUGCAUAUGAAUUUUCUGGGAGAUGAACUCAAUGUCACUUAUACUAAAGGACACAGAGCUUGUCAGCAGGUUUGCACAGACAUGAUCCGCUGCCAAUUUUUUACCUACUUUCCCCUCCAAGAGGCAUGCAAUGAGGAAAGAAAGUGUGAGUGUCAUCUAAGAAUGUCCUCAAAUGGAUCUCCAGUGGAAAUACAACACGGUCCAGGAAGGAUCUCUGGAUACUCACUAAGACUAUGUAAAAAAAAGGCCAGUACUGUAUGUAUGCAGCAUUCUUCAAGAAAUAUUAGGAUAAUUGGAGGGACGGACUCUUCCCCUGGUGAAUGGCCUUGGCAAGUGAGCUUACAUGUGAAGCUAUCUCGCCAGAGACACCUCUGUGGAGGCUCUAUCAUCAGUAACCAGUGGAUCCUUACAGCUGCCCACUGUUUCAUGAGUGUUCAGAACCCCAACAUUUGGCGUGUUUAUGCUGGUGUUUUAAAACAAUCAGAAAUAAAUGAGAAUACACCUUUCUUCAGAGUGGAAGAGAUUAUUAUUCAUCCUCAGUAUAAUUCUGCACAGACUGGAUAUGACAUUGCUUUACUGAAGCUUGAUAAGGCUAUGAAUUUUACUGAUCUUCAACUUCCUAUUUGCCUGCCAUCAAAAGAAGAGUCUAGCAUUCUCUAUACUGACUGCUGGGUAAUUGGAUGGGGUUACAGGAAGGAAAGAGGUCGUGUAGAAGAUAUUCUUCAGAAAGUUACUGUUCCCCUAAUGUCAAAAGAGGAAUGCCAGGCAAGAUACCGGAAGCGCAGAAUAGAUGACAAAGAGAUCUGUGCUGGCUAUGAUGAAGGUGGAAAGGAUGCCUGUAAGGGAGAUUCUGGAGGACCACUGUCAUGCAGGCACGAGGAAGUGUGGUAUCUGGUGGGCAUCACUAGUUGGGGUGAAGGCUGUGCUCGGCCCCAGCAGCCAGGAGUCUACACAAAAGUUGUUGAAUUUUCAGACUGGAUUUUGGAAAAAACUACAUAACGAUGCAACUGAACUGGACUGCACAUAAUGAUGUCCCAGCUACUACAGGCUCUUUUGGAGAAGAGGAUAACUAAUAUCUUACAAUCCUACUACAACUCCAUAAUCUCCAGGUAGGCAUUGGUCUUCAUAAAACUUGCAGCAGUCAGGCAGGAGGAGAGAGAUGUGCACCAAAGAUUUAGAGAAAGUUAUGGACUGAAAAAUGGCCUUCAAUUACAGCAAGAGACUGAAGUGGUGGGUAGGAUACAGUCAGAGAGCUCCUGUGACUGUUUCCUGCUGGGUUACAGCAUGACAAGACAGUGGUCUUGUCUUGUGCACACAAGAUAGAUUGAACAGUCUUCUAUCUGCUGGCUCUGAUCAACAUCAGCAAUACAAAAUCAGGGUUUGUAGUAUGAGUGAGUUUUCAAACUUGGAAAUAUCAUCAGAUUUUUGUUUGUUUAUUCUUACUCGUUCUUUAGCUGGUUCAGCCAUUCCAUUCUUCUGCAAGUACCAGAAAUUUAUAUUAGGAACUUUUUUUUUUACUUUCCUGCAGUUGUUUUUGUUUAGAAAUCUCAAAUCCAAUUAAAAUCAUUAUAACACCAAAGUAAUGAAGAAAAACAAUAAGAAGGUAAAGUAUACAUACAAACGACUAAAACAAAGUUGUGAAUUACUUGUGCUACCUCAAUAGGUAUGACCUUUGCCAUUACUAGGAGAAGGUUCUGCCCUGACCCUGGCAGUGCACUUGAUAUUGCCUCCCCCAGCCCAGCUGCAGCUUGGGUUAACAGCAGGUCAGGGGGUAAUGGUUAAGCCAUGACAACACCCUGGGUAGUCAGAUACUACUGUGUAAUGAGUAUUUCAUUCCAACAGUAUUAGUAUUUUCUAUGAAUUAGAUAAUUCGGAUCAUUAACCUAUUAAAAUGUUAGCUAUGUUAGCAAUAAAUUUUGAAUGGGUGCUUGUGAUGUAUUCUCCUUUGCCCUUAACGAGGUUUUCAGUGUGACAUUUAGUAAAUAGAAACUCACCUUAGGUUACAGAGGCAUGCAAGGAAAAAGAAGGAAACUACCCCAAGGUGAUAGCACAGCUUGUUUGGAGAAUUGUCAGCCAUUGAUUGAAGGCAAAAAAUGUACUCCUUUUGCAACUCUUUCUACUGUUUCUAAGCUCUUAUAUUAUAUUUCUCUGCAUAAUGCAAUAGAAACUCAUCUCAGUUGGCUUCUAGGCAUUACCUAAUGAAAAAAAGUUGGUAAAAUAAAUAACCCGUAGCAUCUUCAAAAAUAUAGUUGAUAUUGACAUACAGAUUUCAUACUUGGUUCAUAUUGAUAAUCUUUUAGUUUUAUACAGAAUUUUAUGUAUUGGAUACUGCUUUUAAAGCUGCAUCUGCUAGAUUCAUAGGACUGGAUGGGAAGGUCACCUUUAUACAUAAAAAGUACAUUUCUGUCUCUUGGGGUUGCAGGAAAAAAAGCUGAAAAACAUGACCCAUGGCCAUCCUACAGGCUACAGGGUACCAUUAGUAUUUGUAAGCAGUUUUUCUGAACAAAAAUCCUCCUGAUAUUAAAGCUUUUUUUCAUUAUUUCCAGCAAUCUGACUCACAGCUGUCACGUGUGGCACUGACUGUACUAUGUAAACCUUCACACAAGAUGAAGGGUAAAUCUACUGAACUAAAAAAUAUAAGCCAAAUGUUCCAGCUGAACUUAAAUCAUUUUUUAAAGUCUGGUUUAUAGAUAAAAGGGAAUGCAAGAAGUUCAGGUCAGAUUUUUCUGAAUUUAAGUCAUUGACACUGGUUUCUUGAAGGUAAACAUGCACUGCUGAAAUACUCCAAAACCAAGAGCAGUCUCAGUAGGCAGGUCACAGGGGGUAUGCCAGGACUUGCUGUUUCUUUUCCAUUCCAUCAGAGAUCUCUCUGUAUCAGUGUAAUGAAGCCAUCUGAUACAAAUUAAUUUAUCCCAGGAUAAAAACUUGGAAAAGAGAUGGGUACGGUAGUCUUACAAUAAAUACUGGGACUUAAAAUAGCUGCUUAUUUAGAACACAUCACUUUCUUUCUUUGUUUCAAGACUAUCACUUGCAAUGACCCUCUGCACUUUGCUUUGGUCUGACUGUGGGGAAGUCUCCAAAGUAAACAAUAAUAAUACUGUUAUAUCACUAGGAAAUUAUAGCAAUGUUUUUAGUUACUAUUUCUGUGCUCUGAUUUAUGGAGACACCCCCCAGUUGCAGUAUUUCAGAGGCACACUUACAACACUAUGAUGACCAUCUACAAUACUUUAGGGCAAACAAGACUAUAGACAGAGAACUCAUGCUUUCUGAAUGCAUUGUCUGAGCAUAAGGGACACCCGUGGUGGAAUGACUCGUGCCUGCCUGGUAAGUGAGACACAUAGUUUUUAAAAAAUUUUCUUUAACAACUCUGCUGUUGUUUGUGUCAUCAAAGCAGCCUAUUAAUUGGUGUAUGCUUUGAUGCAAGAGGUUGCUUUAUUAAGCAUCUAACAAGUGCCAUUUGAUUUAUUCAACCAAAAAGUCUAGAUUAUGCUCUGUGUAUUUAAUGAAAAGGAUUUAGUAUGCUUUUAAGAAUGUAAUCUCUUGGUAGUACUACAGAAUAAACUGCCGUUAUGAAUGGACUAAGCUUCUUGGACUAGAUAUUCUCCUCUUUCUGAUAAAUUAAGAAAUAUAGAUAUGGGCCUGACUUGGAUACUGCAUAAGCAGAGAUCCUUUUACUAACUAUAACACUUUGAUUCUUGAAGUUUUCCUCUCUACUUGUAGCGCUGUAAAACAUUUUAAGGCCAGCUGGAUGCAUAGUGUUGGUGAGGUAAGAAUGAUGUUUCAGAUAGAGAUAUAAUUAUAUUUCUUUCUUUAAGCUGGACUGCAGGAGCAAAAGAUACAAGUGAAAUUUCUACAACAUCAUAUAAGAAGUGAUUCUACACUGAAAUGAAUUAUUUCUUUGUAGAUGAAAUGGAAGUGACAGAUGAAUAUAGAGGUUAAAUGAAUAGGUUUUACAUAUGCGUGUUGGUUUCUUUCACAGAAAAAAAUCUAGUCUGUAUAUUUAUUUUUUGGCAAAUUAGAUAAGAAUUUACAGUAGACUAAAUAUUAAAACCAACUGCUAGCAGUUUACUACACUGUAAUGCUGAAAUUGUUUAUGGACUUGCAUUUCAGAUGAUAAGAUCAGUUUUGUAAAGUACAGGUCUGCCUUUUUAUGGAGUGUUGCUCAUGCAUCUUCUUUCUAAAGCGCAGCCAGCCGGUAUUUUUGACUGAUUGGGAUCAUUCUGUUACCCAUUUUGUUGUCACUCAGUGUAUAAAAUGUUUUCCAUGAAUCAAAGGCUUUUCAAAGCGUGGUAGAUAGUAAAAUGGAUCAGGUCAAUUUGUAGAAAGUAUGCAUACCCCUGUUAGCUAUGACAAUUGUGGACCAAUUUUGUUUUGAAGGAAUAUUUGUUAAAUAUAUAAUAAUAAUAAUUUGAUUAAGAUAAUUGUUAUUAUUUUAAUAAUAUAACAAUUUAAUAACAACAAUUUAAUAAUUUAAUAUAAUAAUAUAAUCAUUAAUUAUUAAUAAUAAAUAAUAUAAUAAGAAAUUAAAACUCUCAAAAUAAGCAAUAAGUACUCAAAGAGACAUCAUUAAAAUUAACAUACUUGGUAAUUCUUUUAGAUUUGUCACUGUAAGAGCUUUGGUUGUUGUGUUCUGCAGUUUUGCUACAAAUGCAGAAAGUAAACAGUUACGAAAUAAAAUAGAUUAUUUAAUGUUUUUUAUUUUUAGAAUGUAAACAUUUGAAAGGAAAGGUAUGAUGUGUUCAUUAAGUAUACUAAAAAAGUAUGAUUAUGUUAGAAUGUUUGUUUGCUCGGCAUUUGACCUUAGUUUCAUUUUGAAGUUUUAAUUUUUAAGGUCAAUGGACAAAUCAAAAUUUUGAAAAAAUAUUUUUUAACUAAAUGAAUUACAUUUGAAAGUUUGGAAAGUACUCAUUGAUUUAUCUUGACAAAAUGCAGAUCAAUUUGUAUUAAAGUGCUACUUUUAAACAAAAAUACUGGAAAGUUCUGAUUCCAAAAUGAUUUUUUUUUUAACUUUUUACUCUGUCUUCUUUUUGGCAGGGGCGAUUACAUGAAUUAAACCCUUCCGUUCUUAUUUAAAAAGAAAGAAAGAAAGAGUACAUGACUGUUUACUUUUCAAAGUAGGAAAUAUUUGACAUUUCCAGAAUGUCAUCCAAAUCUUGUUUUUGAUCCACCUUGGCAAAUUUCAAUUUUUUACUCAGGUGUUUAUUUUCCUGGUUGUAUCCAUAAGUCUCAAGAAAACAUAUCUGUCAUACCUGUGAACCGUUUAUAGUGUAACAAAAAACCCUGAAUAUUCAAUCAAAAUAUGGUUGUUAUAGAUACAAAAUUUUCUGAAUGUGGAUUAUUUCUACACUUUUUGUCAAGUAAUCUGUUGGAACUUACUACUUCUGUUCAGUGAUGAAACAUGUUUUGUGCUUGCCUGUCCAUCAGCGUGGCUGAGCCUCUUGUACCUGAGGUACACAGGACAGAAGGUGCAGAUAGCGGUGUUAUUGGCAGCUGAGUACUAAUGAAGGAAAAAACAGGAAGUACAUCUGGGUAACGUAUGUUGUAAGUCAGAUUCCCCUUGUCAGGUCUUGGUUUUGAUUACCUAUUACUCUUAAAUCAUAAGCAGAAGUUUUAAGCCAUAACGAUGUCUGAUAAGCUUCUCCUUCACACUGUGCAGUUGUAAGAACACAAGUCUAGAUAAUCAAAUUUAAUAACAAUUCAAUCUUCUAUGGUUUUACUUAUCAGCCCGUUGACUCUUAGCACUGACAUCCUUUCCUCAGUAACCACUUUUUGUAUCAUGAGAAAUGUUUUUAUAGCAGAAAGAUAAAGAAGACUUCUCCCUAUUAUAUGAGUAAGUAAGUAAAUAUGCAGAAAAAAUCUUUAGGUAAGAAGAUUAGAUACAUAUAGAGCAGGUCCAGAGGAGGACCAUGAUGAUGAUCAGAGGGCUGGAACACCUCUGUGAGGACAGGCUGAAGACGGGACUAUUCAACCUGAAGGCACCAGGGAGACCUUAUAGUGGCCUUCCAGUAUCUGAAGGGGAGCCUUCAGAAAGCUGGGGAGGGACUUUUCAUGGGGGCAUGUAGCCACAGGACAAAGUGAAAUGGCUUUAAACAGAAAGAGGGUAUAUUUAGACUAGAUAUUAGGAAGAAAUUCCUUAUUGUGAGGGUGAUGAGACACUGGAACAAGUUGCCAAGAGAGGCUGUGGAUACCCACUUCAUGGAGGCAUUCAGAACCAGGCUGGAUGGGGCUUUCAGAAACCUGGUCUAGUGGGGGAUGUCCCUGCCUAUAGCAGCGGGGUUGGAACUAGAUGGUCUUGAUAGUCCCUUCCAACCCAAACCAUUAUUUUAUUCUAUAUCUGUAAAAAUUAUUAUCUGAACUAAAAUGGGAGUUUGGAAGACCCUUGACAUCAGGGAAGGAGUUAGAGGAAACUGGAAGUCACACUUGUGCUAAGUAGUACAUGAAGAAGAACUGGCCAUUCCACUGCAAUUUUAAGCCACAGACAUUAAAAUUUGUGGCUCAAGGGAAGACUGAUGAAGGAGCUUACACAAAAAUAAUGAUGAGAAAGGGAAAGGGGAGAGACUGAGAAAGCUUAAUACUCUUAGGCAAUUGAAGCAUGUAAAUAUCUAAUAAGUCAAGCAAGAGAAGAAAAUGGAGGAUUGAUGACUUUUGGACUUUCGACUAUUACAUGAAUAUGAGAAAGAGCAAAACUUUAAAGAGUGGAAGCACAAAGCCCCAGUUCUGUCUGCCAGCAAUGUAUGGCAGUAUAUAUAAUUAUGUAAUAGAGGGAAAAUAGAAAAAAAAGUAGCAAUACAAUUUAUAUGUGAUUGAUGGAUGGUCAAAGUUCAAGGAAGCACAAUAAGGAGCAGUGCCAUUUGACUCUGAUACUUUUUCAAAGUAUACCAGAUGCAUCUUGAACCAUCCCAGCUACGUUUCAUCUAGGGCAAUGUUUAUAUUCUCCUCUUCUGAAGAAUGUUCUUUUUCUUGCCUCUCAGAAAACCAGCCUUGAAAUACUGCAGGAGUGAAAUGGAUGUCACUGCCUUUUGACCCUGAGGGUUAGAGUGUUUCAGAUGCAGGUAAAGUGACCCAUUCACUUAAAGUUAUGGAAAAAAAAUCAUACCAGAGGUAAAAUCCUAAGACUGUAAAAGCAGAUGAGGCUGACAUGAGCUGUUUGGGAUUCACUGCAGUGAGAGGGGCUCUGUCCCUCCUCCAGUUGGCAGCUAGUCCACCUUUCUCUAUAGGGAAAGGCCAGAAUUCCUCCCUGUGGGAUAUUGUCUUGUAUCCUCUCUAUGCUAUAUCUUCAGGGCUGUAAAGUGGAAUCAACAGAUUGAUUUACUGAACCUCUCCUGUAUCAGAGGAGACGCAAUGGUUUGCCUCCUGUAAGCCACCCCUGGGCAAGGUCUGUGUAAGCUGGCCCUUCCGAGUGGUGCCAGGGGCUCCACAGUGUGCUGCCAGGGUCCACCCUGGGGCUCAGAGCUUUCCCAGGGCAAAUUAUCUCUGCUGAAUGGCAAGAGUAAUUAGCCUGGAUCCAACACAGUCCUAAUACAAGUAUUUGCUUCUUUUGUUUGUUUCUUUGUUUUGCCUUGGAACUUGUACAGAGAUUUGGUGCUUUGUGGUGCUAAAUUGCACUUCAUGAUCAUGCAUACAAAGCACAAGAUUUACCCGGUUGUCUUUCUCUGCAUAUAAGCUUGCAUAAUUACUUAUUCAGGUCGAGGUUUGUUCUUACAGUUGACGUUUUGUUGGCUGAGAUGCUGGGUGUUCUUUUAGCUGAGAGAGCUUUCAUUAGCCAUUAAAGUGCAUCUAAAUGCAAGAACCAUUUUGAUGAAUUCAGAGAGAUGCGAAUGAAAGUCAUUCCAUAAGAAUUUGUUGUGUCUUCUGCUCUUAAUAGACUUUUAUAUCAGUGGCCUGUUACCUAAUUGCAGAAGAUGAGUUCUAUUUUACAAGGGGGUAGGUUAACAGAACUCUAAAGUAAGUUUUGGAAUUAUGUAAAGUAAACAUUGAAUUACCAUCCCAUCUCCAUCAUCGACACAUUAGUAAGAGAGAUGAAUGAUAAUGCAAAAACUAUAGGGUGUAGCAAUAUAAAUAAUAAUAUAAAUCGAUGUGGUUUCAAAAAAUGUGUUUGGUUUAACUUUACAUAUACUUCCAAGCACCAAAAGAUAUGUAAAAUUCAGGCAGGGCUUUUCAGAACAAGCAGUGUCUUCUAUGUGCAUUAGCUGCUAUCCUUUCUGUCACAUGAGACCUGUGGGUGAAGAGCAGCAGUAAGAACAAUUGAAAAAGAGGCCCUGUAUGAAUAUGGGUUUUUGUUUUCAGUUUGCCCAUUUAAGUGUUUUAUUUUUACAUGAAUUCAGAGGGUUUAUAUCUACCAACCACGAAACAAGCAACCUGCUUGUUUUCAAAGCCUUAUCACAUGACACAGGAGCCCAGAUGACAGUUCUUAGUGAGAUAACUGAAUUCUCACUACUUAUGUUUCCCUUACAAAUCAGUGGAAACUGUAGAUUGUGCAAUUAGCUUAUUUAAAUCUUCCCCAGCUUUCUACAGUGUAGAAACCAAUUCUUUCACUCUUGAAUUCACAUUUUGUUUGCCAAGUGGGAGAUCAUAUCCAAAGUACACAUGUUUACCUAGAAAGGAGUAGUCACGUUCUUCUAACUAUCUACAUAUACACACAGAGAAAGACAGACUGCAUUUCCACUUCACUGUAUAUUGCUCCUUGGGUUACUAGGUUUCCUUGUUUGCUAGUGGAAGAAACAGACAGUUACAUGUUUAAAGUAACUAUCUUAAUCAAAUCUUAAUUGACAAUAAUGUAAAUCACACAUAAGAAGAACUGCUUUUUUUCCCCUGUCUGUCUUGAUUUCUUUGAUAUGUCUGGAGUCUAUUUUAGCUUGAAAGCACCUCAUCUCCUGAACACAUUCUUGGGGAUAUAUAAAGUCCUUGAUUAUUAGAACCUAGGGUAGAAAAAUUACACUUAGAUAAGCAUGACUUUCAAGGCUUACACUUAACAUGUUUUGUUUUUUUUUUUAUAAUCCUGCAGAAUUGCAGAUUAGGGCAGGCUAAAAAUAGGGCAAAAGAAUUUUUGUAUUCCUCAAUUCAAAGCAAGAAAUAGCACAGAAAUAAGGAGUUUAGUUUUAAAAGAAACUACACUUUUCCACAUUUGCAAAUUGAUUAAUUUUUAUGUUCAUAUUCACAUGUUUUCUGGGUAACUCUAAAUAUUGGACUGUGAAAAUGGACAACAGUAGAUUACAGUUGUGGUGGGACACAACCUGUGUUCUUAACAGAUAGUUUUUAUUAUAAUUAAGCCUAAGAUUUAUACAAAUGAUCCAGACAGUUCAGGCCUUAGUCCUACAGUCUCCCAUUUGGUAGGAUUUUAUUUCUUUGGCUGAAACUGAGUGCUCCAGCUCAGUAUUACUAAUCUAAACUCCUCAGUCAGUCCCUCUUGAUUGCCCUUAUCAGGAAAUAACUUCUUGGAAAUACGACAGGAAUAUCUUUUUGCAGUUCUUCACUGGGAAGAGGUCCCUUUCAACCUGUGAUUCUGUGAUUCUAUGAAACAAUGUUGUGAUCAGAGCACUCUUCUGGAAACAGGAAAUAGAAUCCAUUUAUUGCUAGUGAUGAAUUGUUCAAAAUAGUGCAUCCUAUUGCUGUGAGGAAAAUCCUAAGCAUGAUGUGGAAGAAGUGUUCUUUUGCUCACUGUAGCUUGUCAGUACAAAGCAUCCAGAGCUAGGGAGAUGAGACCAGAGUUUCUUUGUUCUAGUGUGAGAAACAGAGGAAAUUUUUGUUUCUGUCCCCACCUCUUCUUUGUGCAUUGAAUACAGGGACUGGAUGUUGUGAAAGAGUAAAGUUUUGUAAGAUCAUCUAACAGUCAUUGUUAGAAAGACAGACGUACCUGAAAACUUCAGACAGAUUUUCAGAUAUAGCUCUCUGUCACAUCGAAAGCAGAGACACCAAAUACCCAGUUAAAUAGGACCAAAUGUCCUGGUUAUAACCAAGCUGUGUUAAACUUAUGCACAGUUUAGGGAGUGCUGAUGAGGAAUUCAGGAUUGGGAGAGAGAGAGGUGGUUAGUAGAAGUGGGAUAAAUUGUGAUGGACAUAAGGCAUAGUUUUCCUUCCAGUUGGUGUCAUUUAGUUAGAUUUUUUUUCUCUUAUACUUGUCUUAAAAGUGUCAGUAAAUUCUUUUUGAAGUCCAGCUGUGAGGCUCUGGCUUGAGGUCCUGCUUUGACUGUGCAGACCCAUUUCUGUGCUACCCCCAGGACUGUGCUGUUGUGACUGUGACUGUGUAGUGAGCAGUGUCAGAGGAUACUACCGAGAUGGAAACAAAAAGACAGAGGCAGACAAAAAAGUAGUAAUGGGGAAGAAGGGCUAGUUGCAUUUUGGGUCAUAUAAGUGCAGAAUUGAGAUCUGAGGGGUCGGCAAUGAUGUGACUGCUGUUUGAAGAUUGUUCUCCUGGUAGGUGUCUGUUAUUUCAGUUGCUCCAGUGGGCUGAAACUCUUCGUUGUUUAUAGUACUUAGUCAUUAUAUAAAGCAGAUGUAUUUUAUUUUCUUGAGAGAUGCUGGAAACCACUCAAGAAUCAAAGUAUGUGUUUCUCAUGAAAUGUGGGGGUUAUGUCAAGUCCUUGGAACUGAGGAAAGAAUGCAUGUUUUCUAUUUUUGGGAUGUUAGUCAUGUAUUAUUGUGACAACAGAACUCCUUUGAGUAAAACCAUGUGAAUAACUUGUUUUAUCCCUUGGCAGAUGAUCCAAGCCUAAAAGAAUAUUCAGGUCAAUAUCUAGUGAAAAUUUAACAAGUCUCUUUGGUAAUUAAAUAUGUUUCAUAGUUAUGCUAUUCACAUUUAGCAAACAUGAAAAAAGAAAGUUGGAAACAAAAGGGUAAGAUCCUGGGGUUCUGUUCAGAGAACAGAACAGGGAGGAACAGAGACUUGAACGUCUUGGAAGUGCUCCCAUGUCAUUAAAGAGCAUUGGAGAAGCACUUCCUCACUUUGUCAUCUCAAGCAUAUACUAAUUGAGAAAAAUAGGAGUGUUUCAGGCAGGAAUUAGGAAACCUCACUGAGGCUCUUGCCUGUGGCCUGACCUGCUGCACUUCUAUAUUCUAAUCACAGCGCUUGAAUGGAUGAUAACACCAUACUUAGAACUUGUGUUAUAUUUAUUCCAAAUGGCUUGCUUACAAAUUUCCAGUCCUAAUGAAUGAAGUUCACAGAAGUACUGAACAUAAAGAGAGGAGGAAUUUAGGGGAAGAAUUUUUAUUUUUUAUUUUUAAAUUCCUUGACAAACUAAAGUUCUUCUGGAAGUGUCAAAGUGAGGAAAAAAAAAACACAAAAAAUCCUCAAAACCUUAAAGAUUUCUCCCCCGAACUAUAGACUUUAUUGGAAAAUAUCUUGGGGUAAACCAGGUCAAUAACUAUACCAGGGAUGUGUGCAUUUGUAAAGUGUUAGCUGCUUGAACCAGUUGUGCUGGGACUUAGCAAGUGAAAGAUUUUCCCCAACAGUUAUUGUAGUUUAAGUAUAAACUCUUACUCCAUUUUUGUGAAUCAGAAAACAAGGUGUGGUUAAAUAUUAGUUUUACUGUCACUAGAACAUGGGGAGAGGAAGAAUAAAUGCAAAAACAAUGUUGACUCCAUUCUUGGAUGAGCAUCUUUUGUUUUUUCUCACAGUAAAACAUCAGAAAAGAAGACAAUGAAUCUCACUACUUUGUUAAAGUUAUGAGAAACAGUGGUCUCACGAUUCCUCAUGGAGAUUUUUAGAGAAAACAAGUUCCAAGUCUCUCAGCCACUCAGCCUAGCUAAUCCAGAAUUGACUGGACUAACCAAAUCCAUUUUAAUCCAGUUGUUUUCAGAAUUGGUUGGGUUUCAAAGGGAGUAGAGCAUCGACGUUUGUAAGCAGCACAAAGGUCUCUGAACACGUAUUUAUUGUCUUAAACAUUAUUUUUUACCACCUCUUCAAGUCUGUGAAUUCAGAAGCUUUCUGCUCCUUUCUAUUCCUUGAUACUUCUCUGUCUUCUUUGUAGUAGAAAGGAGAGAGUUCUAGCCUUCAAGGAGAUUGCUGUGGUACUAUAAGGUAACAAUAAACUAUGUGCUUCAUAUGUAAUUACGUAUGUGGCUCACUCUUUCUGUCACUAGAUAUGGAGGCACUCUGACUUCCAGCUGGAUAGAGAAAGGCAAGGAUCACUGAAAACUGGGUUUUUAUCAGCGAUGGACAGAACAUAGCAUAUAAUUUGACACAAAGCAAGGAUCAAGAGGAACCUUAGGCUUGAGGUUUUGAAUUUCUAGCUUUAUCCAGGGUGUAAAACCAGCUUUAGUUGACUCUCCCAGAAAAAAAGAAGCUUCUUGGCUUGUUCUCUAGAUGGCCGCAGUGCUACUUGCUACGUAUUAUGGAGGAAAGCAAGAGCGAUGUUUUGCUGUCAGAGCAUGUUCAAUAUAUAAUCCAGCUCUGACAAGAACUGGCAAAGUACAUCACAUUCUAGAAGGGCUUUUUCUGUCCCUGCAGAAGAGGUAAAAAUGAUAGACAAUUUUACAGUACUCUCUCUUUGUGCUAUAUAAGAUCUGUAUGAAACCUUCUCCAUGAAGAAUGCUUAUGCUGUUUUUAUGGUUAUAGGCAUGAUCCAUAAAGGGAAUGACAAUGAAUUUUAGCCCUCUAGAUCAGUUUUAAGUAUGAAUGCCUUAAAAUAAAAUAAAAAUUUAAAAAAAAAAAAAAAAGCCGGGCAAUACUUUGAUUUAGUGCUAACAUUUAUACUAUCAGAAGAUGGAAUCUUCAAAAUGCAUUCAGCUUUUAACAUACGAGUUGUUAACUUGAAUGAUUAAAAAACCUGUAGCAACUGUAAUUAAACUUUAAUAAUUAAAAUUUAAUAAUAGGCAGUAAGAUAAAUUGACAAAUUAUGUUAUUUUGUAAUUUUCCAUUAAACUGUGAUAAGAAACGUCUGUUUCCAAAAAAGUAAUAUAUAUUAUAUAUAUAAUCUAUAAUAUAUAGAAUCUCAGCCAGUACCUGCAAUACACUUGUAAUUCACCUCAACUGAUUAAGAAUGUUUAUGCAAGAGCAGGACAGCAGGGAAUCCAUUUAGGUAAAGUACUUUGAUGAAUAACUGUAUGCUUAAGAUUAAGCUGGUAUCUAAAUGCUUGCUGCAUCCAGACCAAAGAACAUAAUGAGAUAUUUAAUUAUAAUCUUCAGACUAGAAUCUGAGAAAGAAGCAUUUGAUGCAGAAUGAAAGAAAGGGGUUAUUUUUGAUUUUCUCUUUUCCUUCCUCUCCAGCAGCUCAAUUUUAUUCAGUGCAAGUCACCUUGCAGUGCAGGUUGUUCUCUGCAGGGUUUGUGGAAUUGUGAAGCUCAUGCUCUGUAUCCUGAUUAAAAGGCAAUAGGGCCACCCAAAGUUUAAGUUAGGGUAGAAUCUUAUCAGUGGAAGUUAUUUUGACAGAACAGAAGACAAAGAAAUAGAUAAAGGAUUAAGAAGAGAUGAGUGAAAGAAAAAAAAAAAGAGAAAAGGAAGUGUGUGUCUGUGAAAAAAAGAGAAGAAGAGGGGUAUGUGUGCAUUAAUGGUUAUUUGGGAAGCAAAAGGAUAGUUUGUAAAAGAUCCCAAGAGAAAAUCAUGUUUCUUCAAACCUUCACAGCCAGCAUUUUAGUGAAGGUAAUCAAUGGAGAUUUUCUUCCCUUCUUCCCUUUUUCACUUCUUCCAUUUCUUCCUUCCUUUUUGUGUAAUAUGAAUAAGUUAUUAAUUCUACAGAUGUUUUUAUGAGUUUCUGGGGAAUUAGAAAUGAGCACAGCUUGAAGAACAUUAUAUAUACAUAAUUGCAUGGCUCUGGCAACAAAGAGGGAAUCGUGUUUUGUGUUCAAAAUAAUAUUUUUAUGCCAUAAGAUAUAGAUAAUGAAAAGAAAAAGAAUUAAGAUGAUGAUUUAAUAGCUUUUAAUCCUGGUGAUUGAAUAAGUGAGGUGAUGUCUUGCAAGGCAAAGAAUGACAACAGAAUAUGUUCAAUGUACUUCCUGAAUGGAUGGAGACACUUCAGUCUUUGAUAGCACUUUCAAGUUUGUUUUUCCUGUGUUACUGCAUUAAAUGCCGUAAAGGCAAUUGAAUACCAAAGAGCAUUGUAAUGAAAAAAAAAAAAAAAAAAAGUAUAAUUUAUCUU
Molecule: messenger RNA, 16830 nt
Organism: Gallus gallus (chicken)
Lineage: Eukaryota; Metazoa; Chordata; Aves; Galliformes; Phasianidae
Gene: KLKB1
Product: kallikrein B1
Exons: 16
Coding region: 1796-3757 (653 amino acids)
Biological process (GO): proteolysis
Cellular component (GO): extracellular region
Molecular function (GO): protein binding; serine-type endopeptidase activity
Source: RefSeq, a predicted model, not a curated record